Messenger RNA from Hibiscus syriacus, 363 nucleotides. RefSeq lists its product as uncharacterized. Lineage: Eukaryota; Viridiplantae; Streptophyta; Magnoliopsida; Malvales; Malvaceae. Bases 1 to 363 code for a protein of 120 amino acids. The record is from RefSeq and is a predicted model, not a curated record. The transcript has 3 exons.
AUGGCAUCCUACAGAAUCUUAGCUUUUUCAGCUUUGUUCUUGAUCUUGUUGCCCUUAGCUUUUAGUGGAGAUUUUGACGACUUAUCUCCUGCUCUAUCUCCAUUCUACGAGAAGUUGUGUGAUCAUGUUGAAUGUGGAAGGGGAACAUGCAGACCAGGCUGGAGAUACCCUUUGGGCUAUGUCUGUGAGUGUGAUCCGGGUUGGACAAGAACUCGUGAUGGCAGUGACGAUGGCGUCGACCUCUUUAGGUUCUACCAUGCGUAUUCCAACUGCACUCUUGAUUACUCUUGUCAACCAGCUCCUCCUCCUGUACCUCAGAAAGAAGUUCCUCGCAACUAUCGUUCUUCGAUCGUAAUCACUUGA